Eimeria maxima is the source of this 1814-nucleotide messenger RNA. RefSeq lists its product as hypothetical. The transcript has 6 exons. NCBI's taxonomy places the organism in Eukaryota, Apicomplexa, Conoidasida, Eucoccidiorida, Eimeriidae. The annotation marks the transcript as partial. The record is from RefSeq and is a predicted model, not a curated record.
UGCAGCGCCGUCGUUUUGUACACAAAAUCCCGCCGCAGCAGUCUGCAAGUUCCUCCUCGGGAGGUGGCAAUGCAGCAGACAGCAGCAGCAGCAGCGGGAGCAGCAGCAACAGCACCUGGACGGGGAGCGGGUAUCGCCAGACUGCAGCAGAUGUGCGGAGAGGACUCACUCUGACUGAUUACUGCGCAGACUCGCUGCCUGAUGCCCCGUAUUUGCGUCAUGUGUGGAUGGCUCUAGAUGAGUGGAAAAGACCCGUCAGGCGGCUGCUUAUGCCCAAACAACCAAAGGCCGCGAGCUGCUGCGAACAGUGGGCUGAGGAGAGUUGUGUAGACUAUGAGCGGGACAGCGACGAUGAGUGGUUUGAGUGUUUUGAUGCUGACGAUCUUGAUGACGCAAAAGAGGAAGAAGAGGAAGAAGAAAUCGAAGCAGAAGAAGAUAGAGAUUGGCUCGAGGACGACGACGAAACCAAAGACAAACACAUCAAUGCGGCUGCUCCUGCCAUUCGAUUCGAGUCCUUCCUUAGGUGGAACUUCACUUUCGACGGAGAGCAAAGGCCCAAUGAAGCAGAUUUGUCUGCACAUCUCGUGCCAUUUCCGCGUCUGCGCGACGGCAAUUGGUGUUCGGCAUACGGCUGCAUGGGGGAUGACUGGGGGGGAAAUCCGUUUUCUAAACUGGACGCCUUGCCGAACAGUGCGCGGCGCAGGUGCAACCGCCAUGUGACAAAGGCUGAGGUGGAGAGACAGAUGAAGCAGUAUAUGGUUUAUGAACGACGAGGGGAUGACAGACAACGCCGCUGGUACGCAACCGAGGAAGCGGCUCGGGCAUUUAACCUUACAGAGGAGCUUGAAGGAAUCCUUAACAGGAUAAAAACUGAAGAGAAAAUUCUGGAGGCGAGGAAUCAGGAGCUAGCUGAGCAGUUGAAGGCACAGCUUGUAGCAAAUAACGCAAUUCUCGACACAGAUGACAAAAAGCAACAUCCACAUGCAGUGACCUCCCCAAACGAUACAACAACAACAGCAACAACAGCACGAACAUCUGUGACACCUGCAGCACGCGCAUCACCUGCUGCAGCUGCAACUCCUGCAACUGCCGGACCCAGCUGCAGCAAGCUGGAGGUGGCUUUUGCCAAGAGAGUUGAGGCCUCAGAUGAGCCGCAACACGCAACAGCACAAGACUUCAGCGGGAAUAAUACAGUGGCUGCUGCUGCAGCAGAGCUACGCCAAAGCUCUAGCGUGCAGCAGCUGCUACAGCAAAAGAGGCCGUUGUCUUCUUGUGGGGAUUCCGUCUCGUUGCCAGCAGACAAGGACACAGCGGUAUCUGUUGCCGCAGGACAUGCAAACUCGCAGGGGACCCCACUUACUGCUCAUGUUACUGCAGCAGCGCUGUUGCCUGAGAAGCUGGCAGGAGAACAAGCAGAGCUCCGGGAGGGAUACGGAGCGUCUCCGCCGAGCGGCAGCGGCAUCGCUGCUGUUGCUGUGGUGCCUGUACAGCAGGGUCUGAGAGGUCCACGGCAGUCUGCACCGUCCGCGGUUUCUGCGUAUCUAACAGGGUGCCCCGGGACGGUUUCUUCGAAGUUCGUUAGCCCCCCUAUGGUGGCGCCCCGACACAGUGCGGACGGGAUGGUGGCUUGUGAGAGACCAGGUGCACCGGUGUUAGGUGUACAGCCGGCUAGGGUUGAGGAGGACCUCGACAAAAUUGCAGCAGGGAAGCGCAUGCGGAAGAGCGCAGUGCUGCAGGGGACGCCCGUUGAUAUGCCUGUUGAUGCGGCCCCCAAGCGCGUCAAGAGGCGGCAAUCCGCGUUGCGAAAUCCCUGA